UGGCUGAUCGGAAGUUGUUCACGCUGACACAUAAGUUGGAGUACAUGUGUCUUGCUCUUGGAGGAGAGCCUGACAAGGAGGUCCAACUCAACCUUGAAAGCAUUGAGCACUAUGAAAUCGAGAGUAAGAACAUCCAGAAUAUGCUGGUCGAGUGCAAAGACCACAUCCUAAAACUUAGCAAAGGCCCUUCUAGUAGAAAAAGAGUUAUGCUUAAUGAGAAGAUUAAUAAAUGAAUUAAGGAGUCUCAGGCAAAUCUUGAGAUUCUUAAAAUGGUACUUGAAGAUUUUGCAGCUGAGAAUUUUGCAUUUCAGCAAGAAAAUGAGGUUGGAAUGAGAGCUUCUAAGCUUAAAAUCCUGGAAGAAAAUUUAAAUAUUUUAAAAGAUGAGCAUUAUUAUAAGGCUGGAGCUGAAGAGCAGGGGCUCCUCAAACAUCAAAAUCCAGUGAGGGAUUUUGAUUUUGAGUAUGGCGAUGAAAGGAAGAAUUUAGGCAUCAAUCGAGACUCUCCGAUAUUUGUGAAAUUUGAUCAGAAUAAUAUCAAGAUCAACACAGUCUCAGCUAGCAUCUCACAAACAAUUCCAGCUUUGAAAGAUAAGAUGGAGACUGUUCAUCUUGGAUCCCUCAAAGUUUCUGAAACAAUGGCCAGUUUAUCCAAGAAAGAUUAUAAGAACUUUAAGAGAAUAAGGAACAAGCAGAAUAGCUUAAAGGUGGCACUAUAUAAGAUCAGGCCUGGUCACAAGUUCUGGGUAGAUGUAGUGCUGAUUCUCUUCUUCAUCGGUAUGCUUUCAGUGAUGGCAUCUCUUCUGAAUCGCCCUUAAUUCCAAGAGACCAUCUAUCUGGAGCAGAAGCUCCAGGUUUCAAUUAAUGUAACUCCAUGUUUCAAUUUGA
Moneuplotes crassus is the source of this 885-nucleotide messenger RNA. The record is from the annotation of a GenBank genome assembly. NCBI's taxonomy places the organism in Eukaryota, Ciliophora, Spirotrichea, Euplotida, Euplotidae.